UUGAGGCCAGGAACGAUGGGCCGGAAGCUGGACCUGUCUGGCCUGACAGAUGAUGAGGCCGAGCACGUCUUGAAAGUGGUCCAGCGGGACAUGAAGCUGAGAAAGAAGGAGGAGGAGAGGCUGAGUGAGAUGAAGCAGGAGCUGGCGGAGGAAGGCAGCAGAUGCUCCAUCCUCUCCAAGCAACACCGCUUCAACGAACACUGCUGCAUCCGCUGCUGCGCGCCCUUCACCUUCCUGCUCAACCCCAAGCGCCAGUGCCUGGACUGCCAGUACAACGUCUGCAAGACCUGCUGCACCUACAACAAGAGGGACAAAGCCUGGCUGUGCUCCGCAUGCCAGAAGGGCAGGGUUUUGAGGACACAGUCCCUUGAAUGGUAUUAUAACAAUGUGAAGAGUCGCUUCAAGAGGUUCGGCAGUGCCAAGGUUUUGAAGACAUUGUACAGGAAGCACAUUAUUGAGAGAGGAGCGCUCUCUGAUCUCCCAGAAAGCAGUGUUCACGAGGGAAGCACUGGCAACGACAAUGAUGGCAGCAUCUGUGGCAGCGACUCUGCCUUCUACAAACAGAGUGAAGGACACAGUAUGGCAGAGACGCUCACAGUCGCCCUGCGUGUUGCUGAGGAGGCUAUAGAGGAAGCCAUCGCUAAGGCAGAGGAGUUCAGUGACAGCUUGGAGAAGCAGAAUGAGGCUCGGUAUCUGAGGGACCACAAAGAGGAGCUCAUAGAGGAACUUGCAACAACCAUUGUACAAAAAAUCAUCCAGAGGAGGAAGCGUUCAGAGAUGCAGACAGAGUAUGACUUUGUCUGGCCUCAGCCUCAGUCCUUGAUCCAGUCCAGUGAGCUGCCCUCCCCUUCACAGCCUCAAUCUUCUUCACAAGGACCACAGGAUCCUCACAAGACCUCCUACUCCCUCUGGCGGUCACGCUCAGCUUUCUCCCUCACCAGUGACGACUCCCCAGAGAAAGGUCCAGAGGACGAGGGUGCCGGGGCCGGCGGUGGCUUGCACGAGUACGCCUCUCUGAAGAGGGAGGGCAAGGCCACAUCUCUACCCAGCUGGAAGAGUGUGGAUCGCCUGGACAACUCUAGUGCAUCCUCAGUUCUCCAGAGUCCAGACGGUAACUGGAUUGCUCUGCACAGCUCUCAGCUGUCUCGGCCCAGUCUGCUAACUAAGAGGAAAAGCCUGGUGUUCAGUGUGUUGGAAAAGGAAUCCGGCGUUGUCUCAGCUUACGACGAGAUGGGAUCCAAUUCUGAAGAGGACGAUGAGGGUGGCUGGGGAGCAGCAUUGAGACAGUUCAGACGCAAACUGUCUGACGAGACUUACUACACAGACUCACAGCACGACCCAGAGUGGACAUACACCCAGCACCUCCCCGUCACCUCACCAUCCUCUGGUCAGUACACCAACACAGAGACUCUCAACUCGGACUCUGAGGCCUCAUCCGUGCUGUCUGCAUGUCCUCGCAAACCGCCUCACAACCUGCUGAGAAAGAAAGGACCUCCAGACACACACCUGCACCCUCACCACCAACCGCCCUACCACCAACACCAGAACUUCUCUCCAUACCCACACCUUUCCGAGACACUGGAUGUGAACUUUAACCCGAAGGUAAUGGGAGACAGCAGCGAGGCAGAGGAGAGGCAGAAUGACCCCGUCAGAAGAUCGCGGCGACGCAGAAAAAGCAAGAGAGAGUCGUCAUCAGAACAGAGCAGACCUGCAGGCCCCCAAAACCCCCCACAGUCCCUCUACCCCUUGGUGCAGGAGAACAGUGGUUUUCUACUCAACGCCCUGCUGAAGAGGGGUUUAAGUGAGGAACAUCCAGUACCUGACACUUUGCCAAUGGCCCCAGCUGCACUAGACACCUUCAAAGUAGAAGCCAUGACACCUGAGCCAGAAGAUUUGGAAACAGUGGCCCCGAAUUCAGCUGCUCCUAGCCCUCCUCAGCCCUACCCUCUAGCUCCUGGACCCCAGCACUCUCUCAGCAGCUCGGGGCCUGGAUCUGGCUCUGGAGACCCUCUGGAGGAGGAACUGCGAUGCAGACUCAGAGAGCUGGUCAGCCGCGCCAACAGCAAAGACAGCAGCUCAUCUGAAGAAGACUGUGCAAAGUGGCCUGCAGAUAAACAGAUGGAUAAAGAAUGUGACGGACAAAGAGAAAAGACAAAGUUGAAAGAUGCAGAAAGGCAGAGGGAAAGUGAUAGAUUAAGAGGCAGCAGUAAGGAAAGAGAGAAAGGAAGUGAAACAGGGGAACAAGUGAAUGGACAAGAGAUGUCAAGACGUGAGAGGCUAAUAAAGAGUCCAUCGAUGAAGAUCGGUGAAGAAGGAAGAGUUAGGGAGAGGAGGUUACAGAAAGUAGAUAGUUUGAAAGAGAAAGUAGAUGACCAGGAGCAAAAGAGAGGAGACAGAAGAGAGGGGAAUAGACAAAGUAAGAGGCAACAUAAAAGAGAUAUGGAGAAGGAAGCAGGACAGAAAGGGGGUGGAUGGAGGAGCGGAUCCAGUGCAAGCACGCCUGCUGUUACACCAUCUUCCCAGGAGGGAGUGCUGUCUGACAACCAGGAGCAACAGAAUGACUUGGAGCAACAACAGAGGCUUCAGUUGCUCUCCUCUCUCUUACAGCAGCAGAAGUACUCGGCUGCCUCUCUGUGCAGCAUCACCACCGAGGUGCUGAAGGUUUUGAAUGCCACAGAGGAGCUGAUUGGUGAGGCGGGAGGUGAUAGCUACACCCCGUCUGAGUCCAUCAGUGUUUCCCCCAUCUCCAGCAGCUCUGAGACCCGCAGGCUGGACCAAAGGCUUACUAAGAUGGAGGAGAAUGUGUACCUGGCUGCUGGUGCUGUGUAUGGCCUUGAGGGGGCACUGGGGGAUUUGGAGCAGUGUGCCCGCAGUAUUAGCAGUGAUACCACAGACACAGAGCUCGCUUUCCUGGAAGACCAGGUGGCCACUGCAGCUGCUCAGGUCCAGCAGUCUGAACUACAGAUAUCAAACAUUGAGGCCAGGAUAUCAGCUCUGAAAACAGCUGGGUUGAAUGUGACUGUCUGCAAUCACUUCUGCAAGUCCAAGCCAAAGCCUCAAACCCUGGACUCAUCACGCCAUCAGAGGAGGAAGCUGCCAGCCCCUCCACUGAAAGAUAAGUUGGAGGCAGAGCAGCAGGUGAAAGUGUUUCGGCCGUAG
Messenger RNA from Scomber japonicus (chub mackerel), 3159 nucleotides. It is a transcript of the gene myripb, whose product is annotated as myosin VIIA and Rab interacting protein b. Gene Ontology annotation, biological process: intracellular protein transport. The transcript is spliced from 17 exons. Gene Ontology annotation, molecular function: small GTPase binding; actin binding; myosin binding. The record is from RefSeq and is a predicted model, not a curated record. Bases 16 to 3159 code for a protein of 1047 amino acids. NCBI's taxonomy places the organism in Eukaryota, Metazoa, Chordata, Actinopteri, Scombriformes, Scombridae. Gene Ontology annotation, cellular component: cortical actin cytoskeleton.